Messenger RNA from Pezoporus flaviventris, 6815 nucleotides. It is a transcript of the gene BPNT2, whose product is annotated as 3'(2'), 5'-bisphosphate nucleotidase 2. Bases 96 to 1163 code for a protein of 355 amino acids. Gene Ontology annotation, biological process: phosphatidylinositol phosphate biosynthetic process; skeletal system development. The transcript has 5 exons. The record is from RefSeq and is a predicted model, not a curated record. NCBI's taxonomy places the organism in Eukaryota, Metazoa, Chordata, Aves, Psittaciformes, Psittacidae. Gene Ontology annotation, molecular function: 3'-nucleotidase activity. Gene Ontology annotation, cellular component: endomembrane system.
UGGAGCGCCCCGGCGGCGUUAUGGGUCUGUGGUGAGCGCCCGGCACCGCUGCCUGCUCUACUGUUCCCCCCCCCCCCCCCCUCCGCCCCGCGGCUAUGGCCCCCAUGGGGAUCCGUCUCUCGCCGCUCGGCAUGGCUGUGUUCUGCCUGCUGGGGCUGGGUGUUCUCUACCACCUCUACUCCGGCUUCUUGGCCGGCCGCUUCGCCUUCUUUAUGCUGAGCGAGUCGGCGGCCGGCGAGCCCGAGACCCCCCACGGCUCUGGUGCCGUGGACCUGCGGGAGCUGCUGGCCGUGUCCGUCCUGGCUGCUGUCAGGGGUGGGGAGGAGGUGAAGCGGGUCCGUGAUGGCAACGACCUCAAUGCCAAGGCCAAGGGGAAGACGCGGGAGGGGGCCGAGGAGCAGCUGACGAGCGGUGACCUGCUGUCCAACCGCAAGAUGUUCUAUCUGCUGAAGAGCGCCUUCCCCGCCGUGCAGAUAAACUCUGAAGAACGUGUUGAUACAGCUGAUAAGGAGACAGUCUCUUGGAAUCGCAGUAUUCCUGAAGACAUAAAACAAAAAAUACAGCCUAAAGAGGUUCCAGCAGAAAGUGUUACUGUCUGGAUCGAUCCAUUAGAUGCUACACAAGAAUACACAGAGAAUCUCCGACAGUACGUCACGACAAUGGUUUGCGUGGCUGUAAAUGGUAAACCAGUAAUAGGAGUGAUACACAAGCCAUUCUCGGCAUAUACAGCCUGGGCAAUGGUGGAUGGUGGGUCAAAUAUAAAAGCUCGUUCUUCCUACAAUGAGAAAACCCCAAGGAUUAUCGUAUCCCGCUCCCAUGCAGGAAAAGUUGAGCAGGUUGCACGACAGACAUUUGGAAAUAAAACUGUGAUAAUCCCAGCUGGUGGAGCAGGCUAUAAAGUGUUGGCCCUCCUUGAUGUGGCUGAAAAGAAUCAAGAAGAAGCUGAUGUGUAUAUCCAUGUCACCUACAUUAAGAAGUGGGACAUAUGUGCUGGAAAUGCAGUGUUGAGAGCAUUGGGUGGCCAUAUGACUACCCUAUCUGGUGAAGAAAUUAGUUACACUGGCUCAGAUGGCAAUGAGGGAGGACUUAUAGCCAGUAUCAACAUGAACCAUAAAGCACUAAUUGAAAAACUUCCAGAUCUGGAAAAAACAUCACACAAAUAAACAUGACUGAUGGAGAAGUACAAGUCAUGCUUUUGUAACCUCCAAAUGCUCUGUCUGAAGAAGCAGGUGUGGAAAACCUGCUGGGAAAGAUGCACAGCAAAGCAGUUUGGUGUGGGUUUGGGGACUAUAUCAUGCAUUGGGUUUCUUCAGUGGUGGUAUUUAAAAAAGAAUAAUAAUCAGAAGUAGGAAGGGGACUGACUGCCUCACAUCUCAGUUUCCAUGUUUUAUUUUUUUCAGACUGUUUUCAUGCAGUUCUUACACUGAAGGUGCAUUUACAGUAUAUAUUGGUGAAUGUAGGUGAACUAAAGAAAAAUCCAAAAUUAUUCAUAAGUAGUUCUCACAGGAAUUUCUUGGAACCUUUUACAUCUUGUUACUGUAGUUGUAGCAACUGCAUAAUGAAUUAGGUAGGGAAAGGUUGAUUUAUAUAGGCAUCUGAUAACUGUGGACAGUUUAGCAGGAAACAUGAUUCUGUGUUCUGUAUCCCCUGAAUGGAAAGCACAAGAAGGUUGACACAUUUAUAUGCAGCAGCAGUUUAUAUUUGACAGUGUGGCACUCCUUUUUAAGAGAGAGAAAAAAACCCAACAUGUUCUGUACUGUUUUGACUUUUUCCUGUAGAUGUAAACUAGUUUAGUUGAGAUGGGUUGUGAAUAUCAGUGGUUUAUUAAUCAGUGUAUUUAUUUCCAUAUACCUUUUUUUAAAGAAGGCAGCAUUUCUGUGUAUAAUUUUUAACAGUUACUUCUGGUUCUUGAUUUCUGCUUAGAGUGUUGAAGAUGCAUGCUGGACUUUAAUGCAGGACUUGUUCAUCGUUUGGUGUUUGUGCCUGUAGAAGCUGCCUCUUCCUUCAGUACCUGGGGUGUUGUUUUUUUUUUGUUUCUGUUGUUCCACUGGACAGAGUCAUAUGAAACGAGUUUAACAGAAAUAGUAAGUUGAUUGGUUAGUUUUGUUUACAACAUGACAUAAAACCCAGCAAUUUUUCUACAACCCCCAAAAUAACUUUCUUUUUAGGUUAAGGUGCACUCUUUUCUGCAAAAAGCUCUUGAGCCAUCCCAAGCAGCUUGCAGUUACUCGGUUUGUGAUACUUUAUAUAGAGAGAGACAAUUUGAAUGUGAAUCUGUUCAAGCAAGUCUUUGAAGAACAUGUGCUUAAAGUACAGCAGGGUCUGCAAAACAUUACUAAAAAAUGUUCUUUGUCCAUUCAGUAUAUACAGAAGAGAACGUGGGCCCUUUGAUAUCAAAUGAGUUUGUUGCACCUCAAAAACACAUGGACUUCUAUCUGCAAAAAUGUAUCCAUCUGUAUUGUUCUCUGCAUCCCUUUGAAGGGUUUCAGAAGGUUAAAAAUUUACCUGUUAUUUGAAUUAUCAGUAGGUAAGCUUCCCAUCUCGCUUUGAAAGCUAAAAUUCUUCAUUAAUAUAGAUUCUUUCUGUUCAAAGUUUAUUCAGUAUAAGCUUAGGCUGUUUAAACCAAAUCCUUGCAUUACUUUCAUUUGAACUUCUUUUAUCAUACUGCUGUUCUGAUUAAGAAGAGGUUUUUCUCCUUAUAUUGGUAGUGGAGCAUGUUAGAUGCGUUUUUUAACUUCUAGCUAAUACUCAUAUUUCCAAAAGACAGCCUCCUCAGAUGUUGCAUGACAACAGAUACAGACUUUUAUUUUGUAAACUUACUGGCAAAGUAGACUGCAGCUUAGUCCUACUAGCCUUCUGGUACGGGUAGUUUUUUUAGAGAACUCUUUUUCCAAAAUUGACACUAUUGCUGCUGUUUGAAAAUAGCUUUUAUGCAUGUAGAUAAUACACAAAGGAACUUCCAGUUUUUAAAUUACUAUAUGCUGUGACAAAUAACUGAACAAGCCCUUUUUAAAAAGGGUCUGAUCUAUUUUGAAGAACUUGUUGAGCUUCCAAACCUCAGUAAAGAAUAAUAAAUCCAGGCUUUAGUAAUAUUUUACAAGAAGACUGCAGCUCUUUUUCCUUCAGGCUGAUUUAAAUGACUUAAAGCCUAAUAAAAAUAAUAAAAAAAAAUAUGGAGCAGCUCUUCUGUUUAUUAGUUAAAGAACACUGAUUAAAAUUUAAACAUGAGAAAUAGCCAUAGUUAGCCUAGUAUUAAAACCUAAUUGUGUCACAGAGGUUGAAUGCACAAUACUUAAAUAGGCAAUUAAAGUCUGUGGCACAUUGUGGUUUUAGAUUCAGGUUGAAAUCAUAUGUUAGCUUACCUUGUGAAAAUGUGCUUUUUUUUCAGGUACGAUUCUAUCACAUCCUUGCAUAAGCUGUGAUCAGACUUAGCUUCUAUAUGAGAAAUGAAAAAUAAGAUGUUACAUGUUGUAUGAGGGUUUACUUCAACCUCUUAGUUGAAAGUAUAGAACAGUAAACAAGUAUUUGCAUGAAUUAUUCUUCCUUAGGAAGAGAAGGUCCAGGGAAGAGCUUCAGUCCUCCUUUCUUUCCUCCCCUAUGCUGGCAAAAAUACCUGGUCUUCCAUUGGGAAGGUGUGUGCUUGGUUAGACCCAUUUGUAUCCUAAAUUGUCUUGUUGCAAUGGAUCAGUGUUUAGUACCUUUCAUGGGGACCCUUACUGGCCCAAUACUAUUUUUUGUGACAUGAAAGAAAAGUGAGAGUGAGGUGCCCAGUUAAUUACUUCUAGGACAGCCUGAGCUUGUACAGCUUUCCCACAGCUGAGGCCUAAGGUGGUGCUUGGGGUUUACCAGUCUAUUUCAAUAGAGGAGUUGCUUGGUGUGAGAAUAGGUAAGAACCUGGUGAAUAUCGGUUUCUGAUGUCAUUUUACAAUAAAUGCAACUCUUAUGCAGACCAGCAGUUGUUCAGAAGUACUUAGUGCACAUGUGUUAGUGCACUUCAAUACUUGUUUGUGUAGUGUUAACACUCAGUAUGUCUUAUUUCUUUGACUGUGUUUACACUCCAUUCUAAAACUUUGUUACUCUGGCUUAAGUAUUUGUUUGGUCCUAGCUGCAUGGAUGUGACUUAAGCUUAUGCCCAGAGUGGUGGGAAAUCAUACCAUACCCAUGUCUCACUGCUGGACUAGAACACUGUACUUUACAUUUUAGCAUUUUCCACAUAAAACUCUAAUAUGAUUUUUAGGGAUGCUAAUUAAAACAGUUGCAUGGAGGAGGUGGGUCCUAUGAAAGUAUGCCUUUUCUACAAAUUUCAAUUAAAAGAAUUCACGGUAUCUUAGUAGCUCCAAACAAGGGAACUAAGAGAAUAUAUUGUUUUAGCAUUGGUUUUCCAAUGGUGAAUUUUUUGAGUGGCUAUUAUGGUUAAGGUAAUUGCAGGUGAAAUUAUUCUAAAGCCGUAUGUAUUUUCUCUGUUUCAUUCCGAUAAAAAGAGCAGAUGGUAGGAUAGAUCAUACCUCAUACUGUACUGAGAGUCCUAACUUGAGUGAAUAUUUUCUAAAUAAAUGGAUACAGAAGUAAAAGGGUUGAAUAUUGUACUUGCCUAGUUUCAAGAUUAGCCUUUUUGCCAGACUUUUACAGGUGGACUUAUAUAAGAGCUGUUUGUUCUGAUCUGCAGAGCACUUAAUAUUAUGAAAAUAUUUAGCAGAGACGGCUUAAUCAGAUGGUGAAUUAACCAAUAGGUGAAGCUGCAAAGUCAUCUAGAGGUGUUGUUUCAUGUAUUUGCUUUUACAGCAUGGUCAUUAGAGUAGACAGAUUUCAGCUGUGAGAAGAGAUUUAUUUUUUCUAAUGGCCAGUGGUUGGAGAUCGAGGGCAUGGAAGGGAGUCAGCACUCUAGCUCAUAUCUGCUUUUUGUUUAUAAGCAAAUGUAUCCCAAAAUCUUUGUAGCAUCCUGUUAUCUGCUGCAGUUGUACAACUGCUGUACAAUACUGUAUACUGUCGGCUUAACAGUGUAAAGCAGGGAGUCUGCAUCCCCCGAGAACAGCGCAAUGAGAAGUGACUGAAUGUUGUGCUGGGCCUCCUCUGUGUUAUGCCAGCAGAGGCUUCCUGUUACAUUGUAUUGUAGAUGUCAUUCCAAGUGUAGUUUCUCUGAUGGCAAAACUGCUUUUCUAAGCUAUAGGCUCCCCAGUUGUGCCCAACCGCUUUGUGGAACUGUUUUCUAAAGUAAUCUAGAGAAGUGGAGAGGAAAGCAGCAGAUGGCUGUGCUGCAAAAAUUGUAACAAAGAACAUUAUUUUUGUUUCUUGAUUUUUUUUUUUUUUUUUUUUUUUUUUUUUUUUUUUUUAAAUUACUUUGAUAGUUUCACUUCUUUCAUCCUUCAGGGGUUAGGCGACCAUACAGGUAAGAUUUAAUGGACCACAUAUAAAGGCUUGUGGGAUUUUAAGCCCAAACAGGAUGAGGGCAGGGGUUGCUGCCUCUAACCAAGGAGUGCCUGAAUGGAUGGUUUUCUGUCGGGACACUCACACUGAGCCUUUUUUCAGUGUUUUGUUGUAGAGAUUUAGGCCCUUCCCCACAAACCAUUACAGAUUACGCUUUGCCAAAAUAACGUUCAUAGUCUGCCUUCUGACCUGCAGUCCUCAGUGAUAAAAAACUGCAUGAUAUCAACUUCAUUGUAAUAUAACUUGAUGAGACAAGACUGUGGUAGCCAACUCUGAGGGUUGAAAAGGUUGCUUUACUUUUGAACCACACCUUCUGUAUCGUAGCUAGUAUGAAGUGCUAGCCCACUGCCAGUGUCUUCUCACCCCAGAUGCAAGUCAUGCCUCUCAGGUUGUAUCAAGAAGCUGUUGAAGCCUUAUACUUCAUGGUUUUCAGAUGCCAUACCAGCUCUUUCAGCUCUUCUGAGAGAGGUUCAGAAGUGCUCAUAAUAUUUCCUCUGGAGCCAGUAAUUAGCCAUUUUCCCUUCUUUGCUGUUCCUCAUCUCUGUGGUUUCACAAUGCUUUCCUCUUUGUUAGUCCAUGUGGACAUGAAAAAUGUGAGAUUGCAGGUAGAGGCUGUCCCAGAGUGAAAGGACCACAGCAGUAAGCUACCCAGUUUAUCCCAAAGCUGUUAUGGUUUGGGACCAAGGCCUAAGGUGCUGAUCCUACCAGAAGUGUGAUAGAUGCCAACAAAAUAAAGGCAACUUGGAAAGAUGUUCAUAUGGUUGGUUCAUACUGAACAUGUAGAAAAGCUGACAGUGGGCUAAAGAGAACUUAAACUGUCUGAAAAAGUAAGAGAAGAAAACAGCUGCUCUGUGUAAUCUUAAAAGCAUUCAGUAUUUCUGUUCCUCUGGGUGCAGAGCUCUGUUGCUUACGAAUGAAGCUCCAUUGGCCCUCUGUGAAAGGCCUGAUUUUGUUGAGGUCAGUAGUAGCAUUCCCACUGCAUGCAAUGUGAGCAGAUGCAAGCCAGAUAAAACGCAAACAGUAAAUUAAGUUAAGCUUUGAAGAGCUCUGCUUCAUGCCAAUAGAGCAAACAAUGUGUGUUGUGUUAAACUCGCCUCUGGUGGCUUCAGUCUAUGUUACUGGAGAGCUUGGAAACAUCAUACCAGUGUCUCAAAGUUUGAAGACUUUCAGGCUUUUUUAUGGCUUACAGCUCAGAGAACCCACUUUCAGAUAAUACUCUUUUCAACCCCAGUUGUUCCUUACUUGUAAUUCACAGUUCUUUUUUUCUCCCCAAAGGACCAGCAACACUGGCUUUCUUUUCUUGUUGUCCCACCAAAUUGUAUUAGCAUUUUCCAAUUGUGUGCCAAAUUGAAAUAACAAUUCUAUAAAUAAACUCUCUGAAAAUACUGGUC